AUGUCCUUGAUCUCGAAUACAAUCUGGAAAGCUCAGCAGCGAGAAGAGCUUAUGGCGGCUGAAGCACGGACCACUAGCGGUAUUCCGGGUUCUGGCCGUCUCCAUCCGCCAUACGCAUCGUUGUUUCUCAAUCUUUGCGACAAUCGCUCCAGCGGCCUAAUGUCCCUCCUGCUCGAAGCUGAGAGAUAUGUCGCUAAUCAGAGCUCAAAUCGCAUGCUCAAUGCCUUCAUAACUCCUUUGUGCCGGCAUUCAGGGCGGUGGCAUGAUCAAGCGAAAGAUGCCGAUAUUCGGGGAAAGCAAGGGAAGCUUAGGUCCCGACUGGAUGGCCGGUUCAUCGCAUUCAAAGAUAACAUAUGCACUCGCGACUUCCCUACGACAUGCGCCUCGAAAAGCCUCGAUACAUUCACCAGUCCGUUCAAUGCAACGGUAGUCCAGCAACUGGAAGAUGCGGGGGCCAUUGUCGCCGGAAAGACGAAUUUGGACGAGUUCGGUAUGGGGUCUCAUUCCAUCUAUUCGUCAUUCGGACAUGUCAUGAAUACACGCCGGGGUGAUGAUUCAAAAUUCCUCUCGGCAGGAGGAAGUUCUGGCGGAAAUGCAGUUGCGGUCGCUACGGAUCAGUGCUAUGCGGCACUAGGGACGGACACAGGCGGAUCGAUUCGCCUUCCUGCCGCGUACACCGGAACUGUUGGCUUUAAGCCCUCGUACGGGCUAUUAUCCCGAUGGGGUGUUAUCGCGUAUGCCAACUCACUAGACACCGUUGGGAUCUUGGCAAAGCGAGUUUCAGUGGCUCGAGAUGUAUUUGAUGUUUUAAACAAACAUGAUCCCCGUGAUCCGACGAGUAUUUCGCCGUCGUCAAGGUCCAGGAUAUCCUCGAAGUUGAACUUGCCUCAGCUCACCUCUCGUCUCACGUCCCGCCCCCUUCGCAUCGGCAUUCCGCUCGAGUAUAACAUCUCUGAACUCGCCCCUUCAGUGCGGCAGGCCUGGUGUCACUCCUUGGAAUAUUUGCGUCAGCAGGGACACACAAUUCAACCUGUAUCUUUACCUAUGACCAAGCUAGCUUUGUCAGCGUACUACGUACUUGCCCCAGCCGAAGCAUCUUCAAAUCUAGCGAAAUAUGACGGCGUCAGAUACGGGACUCGAUCGGACGACAGCACAGAGAACCAGUCAGAAACCUACCUAUAUGCGAAAACUAGAGGCGCUGGAUUUGGCCCAGAGGUUAAGCGACGAAUCAUGCUAGGCGCAUUCAGUUUGAGCGCUCAGGCCAUUGAUAAUUACUUCAUCCAAGCACAGCGCAUUCGACGUCUGGUUCGGCAUGAUUUCGAUGCCGCUUUCCAGGCAGAACAUCCCCUGGCCGCCGAAAUACGAAAUGUCGAACUUCGGCAGCAAGCUAAACAAACUGGGAUUGACGUUCUUAUCUCACCAACUGCGCCCACCCCGCCCCCAACCAUCUCAGAUAUUACGGAUACCAGCACGAAAAGGUCAAACUUGGAUGCUUAUAUAAAUGAUGUGUUCACAGUGCCUGCCAGCUUGGCCGGCCUUCCAGCCAUAUCCGUUCCCGUCUCUGGAAAGGAUAAUGCUGGCAAUCAAGAAGGCGACAUCCUGGCUGGCAUUCAGGUAAUCGGCCAGUACGGCGACGAUGAACUUGUGCUCAAAGUCGGGGAAUUGCUAGAAAGGCGUUAACUGUAGAUCAUGUACUAUAAUCAAGUUUUAUAAUGUGGACAUGUAUAGUCUAUGGGAUCUACUAAUAUCGCCUCACAUCCGACUACGGCAAAUCCCCAGCUUGACGUACAGUUCUGUCGUUGUAAUUGAUCACCAAUCCCACCAAUCCAUGACCCAGCUGGUCUAUAGAAGACAUCAG
This is a messenger RNA of Aspergillus nidulans FGSC A4, 1858 nucleotides long. Its product is annotated as glutamyl-tRNA(Gln) amidotransferase subunit HER2. Gene Ontology annotation, biological process: translation; mitochondrial translation; glutaminyl-tRNAGln biosynthesis via transamidation. The transcript is spliced from 5 exons. Gene Ontology annotation, cellular component: mitochondrion; glutamyl-tRNA(Gln) amidotransferase complex. Bases 1 to 1680 code for a protein of 559 amino acids. Gene Ontology annotation, molecular function: glutaminyl-tRNA synthase (glutamine-hydrolyzing) activity; glutaminase activity; catalytic activity. The record is from RefSeq and is a predicted model, not a curated record. NCBI's taxonomy places the organism in Eukaryota, Fungi, Ascomycota, Eurotiomycetes, Eurotiales, Aspergillaceae.